AUGUCAUUCAAACAUAUCGUUACCUUACUUUCCGGCCUCGCCGUCUUGUCUGCGGCAUCGCUCUUGAUCAACGCGCGUGCUGCUGCUCCGACUGUCACAAUUGCCUCCGGUGCGAUCAUUGGAACUGCUACCGGUGUUCUCAAUCAACCUACUGUGACAGGGCUUGUGAACGCGUACCUCGGUAUCCCGUAUGCGAGCCCACCCAAGAGGUCUGAAGCGCCUGUUCCUGCACCAGCCUGGAACACAUCUCUCAAUGCUCAGAAAUAUGGUGCUGCUUGUAUACAGCAGUUCAAUGGCUCGGUGAUUGGCCCCUUUUCCGAAGAUUGCUUGUUCGCCAAUGUCUAUGUACCUCCCAACACUACGGUGUCGAGCCAGAAGGCAGUGAUGUUUUGGAUCCACGGUGGUGAUUUGGCCAUUGGCGCCUCUUCGGAGACGACGUUCAAUGCAAGCUCUCUAGCUGUGAACCACGACGUCAUCGUCGUUACUUUCAACUACCGUCUCGGCAUCUUCGGUUUCCCAAACUCUCCCGACCUUCCAUCAUCCCAGCGCAACCCUGGUUACCUUGAUCAACGUCUUGCCUUGCAAUGGACUCGAGACAAUAUCAACGCUUUUGGGGGAGACAAAGCAAACAUCACCAUAUUCGGAGAGUCUGCCGGUGGUUAUUCUGUCGCUCAACUUCUUGCAAACCCGCCCAAGCCUCUGCCCUUCAUCGCUGCAAUCAUGGAGUCGCCUCUGAUCCUCCUGCCUGGUAACGGUACUAAGAACUGGAACAACGUCAGCGCACACUUUGGUUGCGCUACUGCGGACUCAUCUCUCGAGUGCCUACAGAAAGUUGAUGUCUCGGAUUUGAGUGGCUACAUCCAGAGCAGUGGAAUUGGUCUUUUGUGGCCACCAGCAGUCGACGGUGUCACUCAGAGUAAAAGCAUCUCGGAUGCCAUAUCUGCCAAGUCUUUUGCUCAUGUUCCUGUAUACAUGGGCACGAACACUGGAGAAUUCGACGGGCUUCUGAAGACUCUGGGCCUCGGCAAAAACAUUAACAACAAUGCCACUGAACAGCUGUUCGCUCUCUUCGGAUUGAACCUUACGUCGAUCACAGAGAUUCUGGCACCCAAAUAUCCUCAGAAGCUUGCUCCAGUGGAUUUGGUUGGACAGAUCCUCACAGAUUUGUUCUUCACCUGCCCAGUGGCCAAGUUCUCACGAGAGCUCGCCGCCAACCAGUAUGACACAUGGAGAUACUGGUAUGGACUGGUCACUCCCACCUUUGGCUCUGACUAUGCUGCUCAUGCCUCGGAAGUAAACCAAGUCUUCGGAUCCUAUCCUCUGCAGAACGAGAACGGAAAGGCCACAAGCGAUCAAAUCAAAUUGAGCGCAUUGAUGCAGACAGCCUGGACCAACUUUGCCAAAGACCCACACCGUGGCCCUGGAUGGCCUCAGAUUUCGACCAAUUCCAUCAGCAACAAGUUUGGCUUGUUUGGUGGUGUUCGCAAUUCGAGUGGCCUACAGAUUAUUCCUACCUUGACAGCGGACUUCGCUUGUGGUGUGCUUGAUGGUGUUGCAACUUUGAGUAAAGCUGGUGUGUUGGAGGUCAACACUCCAUUCGAGAUCUGA
Messenger RNA from Aureobasidium pullulans EXF-150, 1608 nucleotides. Its product is annotated as alpha/beta-hydrolase. The coding region runs from base 1 to 1608 and encodes 535 amino acids. The record is from RefSeq and is a predicted model, not a curated record. NCBI's taxonomy places the organism in Eukaryota, Fungi, Ascomycota, Dothideomycetes, Dothideales, Saccotheciaceae. The transcript has 4 exons.